AUGGCCUCCGCUGAAGGCCCCCGAGGCAACAUGGAGCGGAACGCGGAGCGAAGCAUUGAUAUCUACAGCACUAAGCUGGGCGACGACAAGAUUGAUAUUAAACUCAGAGCGAAUGUUGCUGUCGAAUUACGGGACAGUAUUGAACCAUUAUGCUCUGGCGCAAGCUAUCCGAUCUUCUUGUCGAAGCUAUGGCCGGUGUUCAAGCACAUUCUGAAGGGCGAGCCCGUCUUCACGAACAUGUCCUUCGAUCAGAAAUUACGGAAUUGUAUCCUCGAGACGCUACAUCGUUUGCCAAUGGCGUCGCCGGACGUCGAACCGUAUGCCGCCGACAUGGUCGACCUGCUGAUGGAUCUGGUACGGAUUGAAAACGAGGAAAACGCGGUUCUGUGCAUGAAGACAAUCAUGGAUCUCGAGCGCAAUCAAGCCAAGGCCACGGCGGCGCGCGUACAACCUUUCCUCGCGCUCAUUCAGGAGAUGUUCCAGAUGAUGGAGCAGGUGGUUCGCGAUACCUUCGAUACCCCCAGUCAAGCCACCCCUUCUGGCAUGCCCUCAACACCAAGUGCGACGGCCCAGACUUUCCAAUCGCCUCGACCGAGCUCCCCCGCGACGUCAGUUUCGGAUCUCGCACCAGACCAGCAGCAACAGGCCAACAAUGUGUUACUCAAGGGUAUGCAGUCGUUCAAGGUCCUCGCCGAGUGUCCGAUUAUCGUCGUGUCCAUCUUCCAAACGCACCGUGCGUCCGUCGCGGCAAAUGUGAAGCUCUUUGUGCCGCUGAUCAAGAGUAUCCUUCUUCUCCAAGCCAAGCCGCAGGAGAAGGCACACGCAGAUGCCGCAGCCCAGGGGACGAUAUUCACGGGCGUAUGCAAAGAAAUUAAGAACAGAGCCGCUUUCGGUGAAUUCAUUACCGCGCAAGUGAAGACGAUGAGCUUCUUAGCCUAUUUGCUCCGUAUGUAUGCGCAACAGCUGCAGGAUUUUCUCCCCACUCUCCCCUCGGUUGUUGUGCGUCUUCUUCAAGAUUGCCCCCGGGAAAAGUCCAGCGCGAGGAAGGAGCUCCUGGUGGCCAUCCGUCACAUCAUAAACUUUAAUUACCGGAAGAUAUUCCUCGAGAAGAUCGACGAGCUUCUUGACGAGAGGACGCUUAUUGGCGAUGGACUCACUGUUUACGAGACAAUGCGACCCCUAGCCUACAGCAUGCUUGCCGACCUCAUACAUCACGUCCGCGACCACUUGACGCGUGAUCAAAUACGUCGGACUGUCGAAGUGUACACCAAAAACCUUCAUGAUGAUUUCCCGGGAACGAGUUUCCAGACAAUGAGUGCCAAACUACUACUCAAUAUGGCCGAGAGGAUAUCGAGGUUGGAGGAUAAAAGGGAAGGCCGCUACUUCUUGAUCAUGAUCCUAGAUGCCAUUGGUGACAAGUUCGCGUCGAUGAACUAUCAGUUUGACAACGCGGUCAAGGUCUCGAAGGCAUACAAGGCCACGAAGAAGGACCUCGAACCUGCUUCGGAGCGGUAUCUUGCGGAGAAGGAGCACCCACCUGAUUGGGAUGAAAUCGAUAUCUUCUCGGCGUCUCCCAUCAAGACAUCCAACCCUCGCGACCGCGGUGGUGAUCCGGUCUCCGACAACAUCUUCCUUUUCAAGAACCUGAUCAACGGCCUGAAGAACAUUUUCCACCAGCUCAAGAACUGCAACCCCGAUCAUAUCCAAAUCGACCCGAAUAGUGUCCCGAUAAAUUGGUCCGAGGUCUCGUAUGGCUACAAUGCUGAGGAAGUACGGGUUAUCAAGAAGCUGUUCCACGAAGGAGCCCGAGUCUUCAAGUACUACGGGGUGGACCAGUCACCUCCGGAAGUCAGCUACUCCUCCCCGUUCGACUUCCUUGCUGGUCAAUACACCGCGCCCAUGUCCCGCGAAGAAAAGGAGCUCCUGGAGAGCUUCGGAACCGUGUUCCACUGCAUUGAUACCGCCACCUUCCACGAAGUCUUCCACUCUGAGAUACCCUACCUCCACGAGCUCAUGUUCGAACACGGCGCCCUCCUCCACCUUCCUCAGUUCUUUUUGGCUAGCGAGGCCACUUCCCCGGCAUUCUCUGGAAUGGUGUUGCAGUACCUUAUGGACCGGAUCCAUGAAGUGGGUACUUCCGACAUGACGAAAGCGAAGAUCCUGUUGAGGAUGUUCAAGCUUUCGUUUAUGGCCGUCACACUGUUCUCUGUUCAGAACGAGCAGGUUUUGCACCCUCAUGUUACCAAGAUCGUUACCAAAUGUAUAGAGCUUUCGGUGACUGCAGAGGAGCCCAUGAACUAUUUCCUCCUGCUGCGCUCCUUGUUCCGCAGCAUUGGUGGAGGCCGGUUCGAGCUCCUUUACAAAGAGAUUCUGCCGCUGUUGGAAAUGCUCUUGGAGACAUUCAAUAACUUGCUGCUCGCUGCCCGCAAACCGCAAGAGCGUGACCUCUACGUAGAGCUUACCCUCACAGUUCCUGCUCGCUUGAGUCAUCUUCUGCCACAUUUGAGCUACCUCAUGCGUCCAAUUGUGGUAGCGUUGCGUGCCGAUUCGGACCUUGUGGGACAGGGUCUUCGGACCCUAGAGCUAUGUGUCGACAAUCUCACGGCCGACUACCUUGAUCCGAUCAUGGCACCCAUUAUGGACGAGUUAAUGACAGCCUUGUGGGACCAUUUGCGGCCCCAUCCUUACAAUCACUUCCAUGCGCAUACGACCAUGAGGAUCCUGGGUAAGCUUGGUGGCCGUAAUAGAAAGUUCCUCAACCACCCUCCAGACCUUACCUUCGAACAGUUUGCCGAUGACACACCCAGCGUCGACAUCAAGCUUAUCGGACCCAGCGAGAAGCGUCCUUUCCCUGUCGAAAUUGGCGUUGAUUUGGCCAUUGGGAAGUUGAUGGAGGUUCCCAAGACACCCACGGCCAAGGCAUCGGACAGCUACUAUAAGCAGCAGGCAUUCCGGAUGCUCUCAUCGCAGUUGAAACUCUACAUUGGAUAUGAGAGUGUCCCGGAGGACCUGGCUUCUCUCAUUCGUUUGCAUGCCAAUGACCUCUUCGAGAGCAAGACUACAGCAAUGCCCGACAUCCUGGAAAGAUCUGAGCGGUCCAGCUCCAUCACGAAGAAGUUGACACAGGAGGGCUCGAUGAAGAAACUUAUCAAAGCUUGUAUCUUCGCGACAACCAUUCCGGAACUUGAGCAAACUGCAACCGCUUUUGUGGCUGAUGUAUGCAAGCACUUUGCUGUAGUGGAAGUCGGACGCGCUCUCGCCCAAGCCAGGCACACCCGCAGGCCUUUCGAUGUCAAUAACGGCGAAGGCCCGGUGUAUCUCGACUCACGGGUCCUAGCCGAAGCUCUAGUAGAGUCCCUGUCAUCGGACAAUGCUUCUGUCCGUGAUGGUGCGCAGGCAGCAAUGCAGGUCAUGAAGGAGGCGGCCGCUAUCAUCUUUGGAACUCCUGACCGGGUCUCCAAGCUUCCCUUCUUCCAACAUCUGGGUCGCGUGUUUUGCCAUAGUUGCCAUAGCGAGGAGUGGUUUACCAAGGCUGGGGGAAGCCUUGGUAUCCACAUUUUCGCGACCAAGCUGGACCUGGGUGACACCUGGCUCCUGGACAAGCAGGUCGAAUUCGUCAGAGCCUUGAUGUAUGUUAUCAAGGAUACACCGUCUGACUUACCAGCUAGCACGCGAAUCAGGGCGCAGGAGACACUGGAUCUGAUUCUCCGCCGGUGCUGCAAGAAUCUUUCGCUUGAUGACCUGAAGAACGAGAAGAGCCGCAUGUACUCUUUGUGCGGGCACUUUGUCUACGAGCUCUCCCACAUGAAUAAGCAGGUCCGAGAAGCUUCGCGUCGGAGCUUCUCGACAAUUGCCGAAGUCCUGGGUUGUCAGGUCCAUGACCUCAUUCUCCCUGUGAAGGACCGCCUCUUGCAGUCCAUCUUCAACAAGCCGCUCCGAGCACUCCCCUUUCCCACGCAGAUUGGGUUUAUCGAUGCCAUUACGUACUGCCUGAGCUUACACAAUAAUAUUGUGACCUUUAAUGAUCCGCUCAAUCGAUUAAUGCUGGAGUCUCUUGCCUUGGCUGAUGCCGAUGAUGAGUCGCUCGCCUCCAAGCCGAACGAGUUCAAGAAUGCUGAAAUGAUUGUCAACUUGCGAGUUGCGUGCCUUCGUCUCCUGUCUAUGGCAAUGAGCUUCCAGGAGUUCGGCAACACCCCACAGAAUACGAGCCGUGCACGCAUCAUUUCCGUAUUCUUCAAGUCACUCUAUUCGCGGUCUCCUGAUGUUAUUGAAGCCGCCAAUGCCGGUCUUCGGGACGUUCUUACGCAGACAAACAAGUUGCCGAAAGACUUGCUCCAAAACGGUCUUCGCCCUAUCCUGAUGAACUUGCAGGAUCCUAAGCGUUUGAGCGUCGCAGGACUCGACGGACUUGCACGUUUGCUGACAUUGCUCACCAAUUACUUCAAGGUUGAGAUUGGAGCUCGCCUUCUAGACCACAUGAAGGUCAUUGCAGAUGAUACGAUUCUGCAGAAGGUGUCCUUCAGUCUUGUUGAGCAAAGUCCUCCGAUGAAGAUCGUGGCUGCCAUAUUCAACAUCUUCCACCUACUUCCCCCAGCUGCUACUUCUUUCAUGGAGCAUCUCGUGAACAAGGUGUUGGAUCUUGAAGACAAGCUUCGCAGGACGUCUAACAGUCCUUUCAGGAAGCCUUUGGUCAAGUACUUGAAUCGCUAUCCCAAGGAUAGCUUGACCUUCUUCCAGAACCGCUUCAAGGAUGAGCGGUUUGGGCGAUUCUUUGGCCAGGUCUUAGCUGACCCAGAGAGUGAGGCACUUCGCUCUGCGGUAGUUGCGGACACUGAUAGCUUCGUGAAUGCUGCUUUCGGACAAGAGGCGACGGAUGGCAAGAACACUGCUGCAAUCAAUGGUAUCUACGUGGCCCACUCGAUCUGCAUGCAUGAAUCGACCAAGCGCUGGUUGGUUUCGCAGGCGGAUCUGAGAGCCAAGUUAUUGAGCUCGGGACGCGAUCUGGAGAAAAAGCUCCGAAAUGACAAGCUACCGGCGAACGAGCGGUUAAGAGUCGAGCAAGCGGAGGACCAGCUAAUGGAUAUCUUCACUAAUUACCUGACGGAGUCGGUGCAAGAUCUGGACUUCCUGUUCGAGGUUAUGGACGGACUUUCUGCCGAAGAACUGAAGCGCACCUUGGCAUUCCCGAAAUUCAUAUACCGCCAUAUCAUUACGAAUGAGUCUAUUGAUUACCGCCGUUCUGUGAUUAUGCGGUGCCUCGACCUCUAUAGCCAGCGCACCUGCUCCCAGAAGAUGAAGACAUAUGCCUUCCGUCAUCUGGUUAACCCCAUCUUUGCCAUGGACGUCCAGACUACAUGGAACAGCCCGUCGAAUAGUCCCAAGCUGAUGGACAAGAGUAUGACCGAAUUCAUCCAGAGCCGUUUGUGGAAGCCUCAAUUGGCCGAUCUGAGCGAUGAGUCCAACCAGGCUGGUGUGGACCACUCGCGCAUGGAACUUCUCCAGCUGUCUGCCUUGUUGAUCAAAUAUCAUUCACAGACCGUACAGGAAUCGCGCAAGGACAUUAUCAAGUUCGCUUGGAACUACAUUCGUCUGGAAGACGUCAUCAACAAAUACGGCGCCUAUGUUCUCAUCAGCUACUUCAUUGCGCAUUAUGAGACGCCUUUCAAGAUUGUCGUGCAAGUCUACGUGGCCCUACUAAGAGCUCACCAGAACGAGGGUAAAGCGCUUGUGACUCAGGCUCUUGAUGUUCUUGCCCCUGUUCUGCCGACUAGGACCUCCAUGGCAAAUCAAAAUACUCAGGUACAUGAUCCGCGGUACCCGAUAUGGGCGAAGUGGCCUCGACGCAUUCUGGCGGAGGAGACUGCCAACUUGCAGCAGGUCAUGUGCAUCUUCCAAUUCCUCGUGCGGCAGCCGGACCUCUUCUACGACUCAAGGGAACAUUUCGUGCCUCUUAUCGUUCCAUCUCUGAUCAAGAUCGCUUCACCUAUGAGCUCUUCGAACGAAAGCAAGAAACUGGCGCUUAACCUUGUUAGUCUCAUUUGGCACUGGGAAGAAAAGCGUGUUAAAGCUAGCCGUUCUCCGAUGCCCAACGGCAUCCAUGAUUCCCCUAAUGCCAAGAAGCGCAAGCUGGAGGAAACCCAGAGCAGUGCAUCCCGUUCGCCUGCAGCGGGGUCUCAGGACUAUCUCAUCCCCCCUGAUCUGCGUGCCACGUUGACGAAGUACCUUAUAUCUUUCAUCACGACAAUUGCGGAGAGAUACCCAGUUCCUGCCGCGCGAAUUCGUGAGCUUCCGGGAACCAAGCCGCAGCAGCCUGUGCCUACGGGUGAUAUGGUGAAGAAGGCUGUGCACUUGCUGAGGAACCUGUUGUCUGACGAGCAUUGGGCAGACUUGGACAUUGAGCUCUAUCAGAAGGUUACGGAACCAAUCCUCGCGGGCGACAAGGCAGACAAGCCUGACGAGAAGCAUGUUACGAGUAUGGUCAAUACACUGCAGGUCAUACGAGUACUCCUGGCCUGUAAGCCGGAUGACUGGAUCAUGGCUCGCUUGCCCCUAAUCCAGAAGCUUUUCGAAAAGCCUUUGCGCUCGGACAACCCAGAGAUUCAGGACUGCCUCCAUGGCGUUGAAGACGAGGUGGAUAUCUCCCCCAAGCUCUUGCCUCCUAUCAGAAGGGUUCUGAAUGCUCUUCCGGAAGAUCAGCCAGAGGAGGAUGAUGCUAUGGAUGUGGAAAACUCGCCUUCUGAGUUCGUCACCUACCUGUCUGCUAUUGCAACGGAGACACUUUCGGCCAGCAAUUAUGUCUCUAGUCUUAAUGUGCUUUGGACUCUUUCCAAGAAUAAGCCGGCUGAGAUGGACACCCACAUUCCCCAGGUCAUGAAAGCCUUUUCGCAGAAACUGGCCAAGGAGCAUGUUGCAGCUUCCACCGCCAAUCAAGCAGCGUUGCCUCCGGGAACUAAGCCUCCAGAGGGAGUUCCAGACCAGCAGGAGUUCGAGCUCGGGGUUGAUCUGAUAUUCAAAACCAUCGAACUCAUAUCAGUGCGCAUGUCUCACCUUGGAGAGCAGAGGCGUCCUUUCCUCAGUGUUCUGGCUCAGUUGGUUGAACGGUCUCAGAACAUUAAGCUUUGCAGCAAGGUGCUGGGUAUGGUUGAGACUUGGAUUUUCCAUUCGACCGAGUCAUGGCCUACGCUCAAGGAGAAGACCGCUGUCUUGCAUAAGAUGCUACUCUUUGAGUCUCGACAAGACCAAACCAUGCUCAAGAAGUUCCUCGAUCUUGUCAUUAGGAUUUAUGAGGAUUCUAAGAUCACCCGGACCGAACUGACUGUCCGACUCGAGCACGCCUUCUUGAUCGGAACCAGGGCACAAGAUGUUGAGAUGCGGAAUCGCUUCAUGACCAUUUUCGACCGCAGUUUGACCCGCUUAGCCAGCUCUCGUCUCAGCUACGUGCUCACCUGUCAGAACUGGGACACGCUGGCGGACUCGUUCUGGCUGGCCCAGGCGUCUCACUUAGUCUUGGGCUGCGUGGAUAUGGGUUCAUCGGCGAGGUUGCAUCCGGAUGAUUUCACUGUUUACCCCGUGUCUUUCCUCUAUGGCAAUGCCGAUAAAGAUGCAAGGAAGGCAGAUGUUAUGGUGGACAUUCAACUCGAGGCUUUCGUCUCCGAGCGGAAGCGCUUCAUAAGUGAAAUCGGUGAUGUUAAAGCUCGCGAUCUCAUUGAGCCUCUUUGCCAACUCCAGCACACUGACCCUACGGUGUCCUAUAAGCUCUGGACGACUCUAUUCCCUAUCUUCUGGUCUACUCUGUCUAAGGAGGACCGCAUCGAUCUGGAGAAGGGAAUGGUGACUCUGAUCACCCGCGAGUAUCAUCAACGACAACUUGACAAGAGGCCUAAUGUCGUCCAAGCUUUGCUUGAAGGUGUGGUGCGCGCUAAGCCACGUUUCAAGAUCCCGCCACAUGUGAUGAAGUAUCUCAGUCGAACCUAUGAUGCUUGGUAUACUGCUGCCACGUAUCUUGAGGAGACUGCCAUCAGCCCUAUCAUUGAUACUCCUACUGUCCGUGAAAGCAACCUUGAUGCUCUGGUAGAAGUAUAUGCAGGGCUGCAAGAAGAUGACUUCUUCUAUGGCACGUGGCGGCGCCGCUGCAAGUUUGUGGAGACUAACGCCGCCCUCUCUUAUGAGCAGCAGGGAAUGUGGGAUAAGGCUCAACAGCUAUACGAGAACGCCCAGAUCAAGGCUCGCUCGGGUGCAAUGCCGUUCUCACAAGGCGAAUACUAUCUCUGGGAAGAUCACUGGCUGAUCUGUGCGCAGAAGUUGCAGCAAUGGGAGAUCCUCAGCGACUUUGCGAAGCAUGAGAAUCUGAACGAUCUCCUCUUAGAGUCUGCAUGGAGGAACAUCGAGAACUGGCAGAGCGAAAGUAGCAGGGAGCAGCUUGAAUCUCUCAUCAAGUCUGUUUCUGAUGCGCCGACUCCGCGACGCACCUUCUUCCAGGCGUUUAUGGCGCUACUUCAGUUCCAUAUCAAGAAGGAGAACAUCCAGGAGUUCAACGGUGUGUGCGAUGAAUCUAUCCAGCUGUCAAUCAGGAAGUGGCUCCAGCUGCCGAAGAGAAUCACGAACGCCCAUAUCCCAAUCCUGCAGCACUUCCAACUGCUGGUUGAGCUUCAUGAUGCAAGUCACAUCUGCGCCAGUCUUUCGCAGACUAACGAGCGCAACCUCGAUACCAAGUCUGCCGAGUUGAAGCUGCUCUUGGGUACGUGGAGAGACCGUCUGCCUAAUCUCUGGGACGAUAUCAACGCUUGGCAAGACCUGGUUACAUGGCGGCAGCACAUCUUCCAGCUCAUCAAUGCGACAUAUCUUAGCCUUCUGCCUCCGCAGACUAACAACGUGGCGAGCAAUUCGUAUGCUUACCGUGGAUACCAUGAGACAGCUUGGAUCAUCAACCGUUUUGCUCACGUUGCUCGCAAGCAUCAAAUGCCGGAAGUGUGCAUCAACCAGCUUAGCCGUAUCUACACUCUGCCGAACAUUGAGAUUCAAGAGGCUUUCUUGAAGCUGAGGGAACAGGCCAAGUGCCACUACCAGAACCCCAAGGAGCUGAACAGUGGGCUGGACGUCAUCAAUAAUACGAAUCUCAACUACUUCGGUGCUCAACAAAAGGCAGAGUUCUAUACCCUGAAGGGAAUGUUCCUUGCCAAGCUGAACCACGUUAAUGAGGCGAAUGAGGCAUAUGGUGUGGCUCUUUACUACGAGCUAAGACUUGCCAAAGCCUGGUCGGAGUGGGGACAGUACAGCGAUCAACGUUUCAAGUCUGACCCCUCGGACUAUGAGCUCGCCAGCAAUGCUGUCAGCUGCUACUUGGAGGCUGCUGGUCUGUACAAGAAUGCCAAGUCGAGGAAGCUGCUCAGUCGCAUCCUUUGGCUUCUCAGCCUGGACAACGAAGAGGGUCAGAUUGCGCGCGCGUUUGAGAGUUUCAAGGGCGAUACUCCAGUUUGGUACUGGAUCACGUUCAUACCGCAGCUCCUUACCAGCUUGUCACACCGCGAAGCUCGUCUGUGCAAGGCUGUUCUCGUCAAGAUUGCUAAGUUGUUCCCGCAAGCAUUGUUCUUCCUGCUCCGUACGAACAGGGAGGAUAUGCUUAACAUCAAGAAACAGCACGAUCAGAAGCAGGAGAAGCUUAACCGUGUCAGACAACAACAGCAGCAGCAGCAACAACAGGCUUCUCCACGGCCCAAGCCUUCGCCGGGAGUUGCAAAUGCCUCUCCCCUCCAGAACGCCCAAACAGUCAAUGCCACUCCGACUCCAACUCCACAGGCACCCAGUGGUCAACAACCUGCACAGAACCAGGCACAGCCACAACAACAACAACCCCAAGCGCAAGCGCAAGGCCAGAUGCCGAAUGCAGGCCAGGCAAAAAACCAGAACCAGCCACAGCAGACUCCUGUUCAAGGCCAGGUUCAAGGUCAGCCUCAAGCUCAAGGUCAAGCCCAACCUCAAGCCCAACCCCAGGCACCUGUUCAAGGGCAAGUGCCCAACCAAGGACAGCCCCAAGCGCAACAGGCACAAGGCCAAGGCCAGCAACAAGGCCAUCUGCAGGUUCCCGGACAAAAUGGAGUGCCGCAGCAGAAUCAGAACGCUGCUGGUGCGGAACCUGAGAAGGAGCCGCUCAAGAAGCCGUGGGAGUAUUCCGAUGAGAUCAUGUCCGGUCUCAAGACUGCUUUCCCUCUGCUGGCCUUGUCCAUGGAGACCAUGGUGGAUCAAAUCCACAAGAACUUUAAGUGCCCCCCUGACGAGGAUGCCUAUCGUCUCAUUGUUGCGCUGCUGAACGAUGGACUGGCUUACGUGGGUCGCAUGCCGGGCUCUUAUGCGCAGGACUUCAAGCUGCCCCCUGCAACUGAGGCGAAUAUCACGCGUUUUGCUGAGACCAUUCUCCCUGCCCACAUCCGCAAGUCUUUCGAGGCGGACUUUGUGGUCAAGAAGCCAACGAUGUACGAGUACAUCCAGAAGCUGCGUCGUUGGCGUGACAAGUUUGAAGAGAAGCUCGACCGCAGACCUCAGUCUCAAUUCCUGGAGACGUAUUCGCCUCACCUCAGUGAGUUCCGCUUCCUCAAGUUCGACGAAGUCGAGGUGCCAGGCCAGUACCUCCUGCACAAGGACAAGAACCAAGACUUCGUUCGGAUCGACCGCUUCCUUCCAGACAUUGAUCUGGUGCGCGGUAUCGGAGUCUGCCACCGUCGGCUGAAGAUCCGCGGUCACGAUGGUAGUGUGCAUCCGUUUGCAGUCCAGCAUCCCGCAGCCCGGCACUGCAGACGAGAGGAGCGCAUCUUGCAGCUGUUCCGUAUUUUCAACGGACUUCUGGGCAAGCGCAAGGAGAGCCGGCGCCGCAACUUGUACUUCCAUCUCCCGCUUAUGGUUCCAUUGGCGCCUCACAUUCGCCUGGUUCGGGAUGACCCGUCCUACAUCUCCAUGCAGGGCAUCUACGAGGACUACUGCCGACGUGUGGGUAUCAACAAGGACGAGCCUGUCAUGUUUACCAUGGAGAAGAUGAGGUCUCUGGCAGAAACGAAACAGAACGUAAGUGACACUGACACGCCCACGCAAACGAACGACACUGACGUCUUCCAGCGCUCCAACGACCAGCAGCAGGUCCUGCGUACCGAGAUGCUCACUGCCAUCCAGGAGAAGUGGGUUCCCAGUACGAUUGUAUUGGACUACUUCCAGCGCAUGUACCCGAACUUCUCGGACUUCUGGCUCUUCCGGCGGCAGUUUGCUUACCAAUAUGCGGCCAUUGCCUUUAUGACCUACGUGAUGCACAUGGGCAACCGGUAUCCUAACAAGAUUCUGGUGUCGAGGUUGACGGGUGACAUUUGGGGCUCGGAGCUGAUCCCCACAAUCAACCCGACCAAGGCAUUCUUCUACAACCCCGAACAAGUGCCAUUCCGUUUCACUCCCAACAUCCAGACGUUGCUGGGACCGAUUGCUACGGAGGGACUGUUUGCAUGCGCAUUGAUGGCCAUUGCACGCUGCCUCACGGAGCCCCGACACGAACUUGAGCAGCAGCUCAGUAUCUUUGUCCGGGACGAGAUGAUGUUCUGGGCCACAGCCCAACACCGUGCACCUCUGGGACCACCGCAGCUCCGCGAUCUGGUCUACAACAACAGCGAUGUCAUUGUCAACCGGGCCGUCAGCCUUGCCAGUCCACCUGAGGGUAACCUGCCAGCCAACCAAACCACGAUCGACUUGAUCUCCAAGGCUGUGAACCCGCAGCAUCUCGCUGCCUGCGAUGCUCUCUGGAUGCCGUAUCUGUAA
Molecule: messenger RNA, 11790 nt
Organism: Aspergillus piperis CBS 112811
Lineage: Eukaryota; Fungi; Ascomycota; Eurotiomycetes; Eurotiales; Aspergillaceae
Product: histone acetyltransferase TRA1
Exons: 3
Coding region: 1-11790 (3929 amino acids)
Biological process (GO): DNA repair; regulation of DNA-templated transcription
Cellular component (GO): SAGA complex; nucleus; NuA4 histone acetyltransferase complex
Molecular function (GO): transcription coregulator activity; protein binding
Source: RefSeq, a predicted model, not a curated record